AUGCAAUCGCUGGUGGUGUUCUUCGCUCUCGCCUCCGUGGCUUGCGGCUCAAUCAUCCCCUGGGCGCAGCCAGCGCAUCACGCUGCUCUAGUGCUGGACCCCCACGGUCGUCCCCUCGACACCGCUGCAGUCCUCCACGCCCGCGCCAUCCACCUGCAGGCUAAGGCUCUGGAGCCCGUCAGCCACGCUGCCAUUGCUCCCCUCGUCCACUCCGCCGUAGUGGCAGCGCCUAUCGCUCACGCUGUGGUCGCCGCUCCCGCCGCCGUGUCUCACCAAUCCCGUGUGGAUGUGCACUCUAGCCCCGCCGCCGUGGCUCACACCGCCCCCGUGCUGGCCGCUGCGCCCGUCUUCAGUGCCCACGGCCUCGCCGCCCACGGUCUCGCUGCCCAUGGCCUCGCCGCCCACGGUCACGCCGCUCCUCUGCUGGGCUACUCUGCUCACGGACUCGCCGGACAUGGACACCUCCUCAAGAAACGCUCCCUCGGCCACUUGGCAUACAGCGCACCCCUCGUCGUCGCCCCCUCUGCCGUCUCUCACCAAUCCCGUGUGGAUGUAGUGUCCAGCCCCGCCAUCGUGUCUCACCACGCUAUCGCUGCCCCCGUGGUCUCUCACGCCGUGGCCGCUCCCGUGCUCACUCACGCCAUCGCUCCCGCUGCAGUUUCCCACCAGUCCCGCGUUGAUGUGCGCAGCAACCCAGCUAUUACCAUCGCCGCCGCUCCCCUCCUCCAUGCCGCUCCCUGGGCGCAUGGUGCUGGUCAUUUAGUCCAUGGCUGG
This is a messenger RNA of Brenthis ino (lesser marbled fritillary), 774 nucleotides long. NCBI's taxonomy places the organism in Eukaryota, Metazoa, Arthropoda, Insecta, Lepidoptera, Nymphalidae. The record is from the annotation of a GenBank genome assembly.